Gilbertella persicaria is the source of this 1012-nucleotide messenger RNA. RefSeq lists its product as uncharacterized. Lineage: Eukaryota; Fungi; Mucoromycota; Mucoromycetes; Mucorales; Choanephoraceae. The record is from RefSeq and is a predicted model, not a curated record. The transcript has a single exon. The coding region runs from base 411 to 830 and encodes 139 amino acids.
CACAUAUCUUUCCCCUUUAUAUCUAAUUGGAAAAUUGACUAAACCAUUCUCUUUCCUAUUUGUUUUUUUCUUUUUUAAAACAAAAAGACAUAGGCCAACUUCUUGCCUUGUUUUAACAUAUCCUUUUGUUUGAAAAGAAAGGAUUGCUCUAUUAAUAAAACGAGAAAAAAACCGAGAGAAAGCGAGAGAGAGAAAAAGAGAGCUAUAUAAAAAAAAGGAAGAGUUAUAAGCUUAUUUUUGAGUAAAUCAUUCUUAUACUCGAAACAAGAUACCUUUUUUUGACAUAACUAUCUUGGAUCAACUCUCAAAAGAAAAACAAUCGUCGAGGCAACACUUCUCUAUGGUCACCAUUUUAUAACCAACAACAAAACAACAGUGACUUCUCAAUUAACCAAAUCAAACAAGCUACAAUGAAGAAAAAAACAAAAGACAAACAGGCAAGCCGGCAUGAAGGCGCCACAGUAAACUAUCUCCCUCCAUCCCCUCCUGCUCAGCAGAAGCUUCCUCAAGAAGCUCAUUUUCAAUCUUCCUCAUCGCCUGUAGGAAGACCUCCACCUUUAUUUAUGGAUCAUCUUGGCAACACACCUGUGUUGGACGAAUUGACAGACGCAAGAGAUCAUGCAGUAUUUCAAGAUUUCGAUGCUUUCCUUGCUGCUCAAGAAGCACCUUCUGUUUCUUCUCCCAUUGUCAAUCCUUGCUUUAUUCUAAUGAAUCAACAGCAAAUGGAUUUCGAUCUCUCUGAUCUUUUAUGUGAUGAUAGUCAGGAUACCAUGCUAGACUAUGAAGAAAACAACCUUUUCCCUGCUUUGCCAGAUAAUACCAGUGGUUGAUCUGCCCACAUACUUUUUAUCUCUUAUUAUUUAACUGUACACCAUUUUCAUUUAUACAUUUGUUAUCAUUUCUAUUUUUAUAAAAAUUACCCUUUUCUCUGUCCCUUCUUUUUGAACCUUAAAAAACAUUACAUCUUUUUCCUCUCCCAAUAAAACGGCAUAUUUCACUUCCAUGUUGACCU